AUGGCGGGUCCGGGCGAGGGCACCGGCGAGUCCCGCCUCGCGCGGGGUUCGCAAGGGGGGGAGUGGCCCGCGAGGCCCGCGAGGUCGGAAUCGUCCGUGACCGCCUCGAACUUCGUCAAGAUCCAGCCGUCGUGGAUGAGCCGCGACGGCGGCGACGCGACGCGCGGGGACAUCCCGAGGGUCCGGGCGAUGACCGGGGCGCGACCCUCGGGGCAGACGAUCGGGAAGUCCAGGUCCACCGCGCACGACUACUACGCGCCGGAGGAUGUCCUCGACCUGUCCGCGUCCUACGACUCCCCCACCGUGCGCCUGCCGCCGGUGAGCCCGGGUAAGCGGUCGAGCGCGCCGAACCUCUCCGGCUCCCUCGCGCGCGCCUCCAAGGGCCCGCGAGCGUCGCUCGCGCAAUCGCAGCCGAGACGGUCGGAGCCGGCCGCGCGCUCGUCUUCCAACGACGGGCGCGCCUUGAUGGGCAGCUCCGCGUCGCGCGGCUCGCUCGGCGCCGGGUCCUGGGGCGGGUUCGACGCGGGUGGUUCCCAGGGCCGAAGCACACGGCGAAGCUUGGGCGGCGACGGCACUCCCGAGGGCGCGGGCAUCUUCACGAGCACCGACGUCGUCGAGUACUACGUGAAAAACGGCCUCGGCGCGCCCAUCAAGGUGUUCUACUGCGUCGACGCCCCGCGCACCGAGGACUCGUUCACCCCGUACGACCUGCUCGUGGUGCCCAAGAACCAGGUGCAGGGUAAGAACGUGGAGCACUACACGGUUUCAUCCUCGGGCGUCGUCCACAUUCGGCCCGGGGUGCAGAGCGAGUUCACGCCCCUCGGCGAGUGGAUGCGCGACAGCAGCGUCUUCUCGCUGCUGAGGCAGAUGAAGUACUUCAAGAUGUACCUCGUGGGCAAGACGUUCAAAAUCUGGCGCGCGAACGUGAGACGGCGCCUGUACGAGCAGGUUCGCAAACGGAUCGAGCGAAGCCUGUUCCUGACCAAGCCCACGUUUUCGUCGACGGUGGCUGAACUCGGCGCGCUGUGCGCCGAAGUUCGGUACACGCCGGCGAUCGUCGUGGACCCGCAGACGACGUACCAGGUGGACGACUUUCGCGAAAUCCAGGAGCGCCAACGCGCGAACGUGGUGGUGCCCGCCAUGGAGUCGUGCCAGGAGCGCGCCGCCGCGGCGCUGGAGCGGGUCAUCAAGCGAACGGUGGACCAGGUUCAGGAGUACACGAAGAUGAUGGAGACGAACGACUCGAUCGACGCGAUGGUGAGCAAGACGAAGAGUCUGGUGGCGAUGAAGCGGGAGAGGCAGGAGCGCGCGCGGGGGUACAAGCGAAUCGUGGAGGAGUCGCAGAUGCUGCCCAACCUGGUGCGACUCGCCGACCUGAUGCUGACCGAGGCGCUCGUGGCGAUGGUGCAAAACUCCAUGGACGGCCUGCUUCACGUCAUGCGCCACCCGGACCCCAAGAGUAAGGGCGUGCUCAGCACCACCGUGCAGUUCGCGCACGAGCUCACCACGUUCACCCCCGACGCCAAGGGUGUCAUGCGGUGCAUCAACGACGCAGUCGUCGAUAAGCUCGUGGAGGCAAUCGGCGCGAUGCCCCGCCUGGUGUUCAUGCGGGCCUUCACGCCCCUGUUCGAGGGGUUGGAGAACCACCAGGGCUUCCAAGGCACCCAGUCCCCGAUGCAGAAGAGCGUCGAGUACGCCAAGCAGUUCGAGGAUCUCCGCGUCGUGUACAAGUUCGGCCUGUCCUGGAACCAGGAGGAGUACGAGCAGAAGCCCAAGGAUCUGCCCACGUUCAGGGCGGACAUGCGGGUCCAGCGGAACUGGGUCGGCGACCUCGACAAGAUGCGGCUGGGCGGCACGGUGGGCGUCGUAUACGUCGACGCCAAGACUCUCAGAGGCGACCUGCACUCCACGGUCACGUCCAUGCUCGAGGCCAUGAAGGCGCUGCUCCUCGUUGCCGCGAGGGAGGAGUCGACGCGCGUGGGCGACGCCUUCGCCAAGCGCAUCAAGACGAUGGAGCCGAGGCCGGAUGACCUGGCGGGAUUCAUGACCCUGGUGGACCACGCCCAGGCGCACGAGAGGAGCCGCAAGGAGUACAACAACGAGCACAAGAUUGUCGAGGACAUGUACGGCAUGCUGGUCAACUACGACAUGCGCAUACCCGCGAUGGACGGCGCCAAGCUGGACGACCUCAACGAGUCCGUGUCCAAGUUUAAGGGUGACGUCGACGAGGCGAAGGAAUUCAUCGAAUCCAAGACGCCGGCGAUGAUGAAGACGCUCAAGAACGACGCCGCGGACCUGGAGGAGGAGCUAUUCAAGGUUCAGUCCACGCUGAACCAGGGCGUUUUCAUGGAGGCCAACGCGGACGCCGCGCUGGUCAUGGAGGAGCUCGCCGCCGUCAAGACGACGCUGGACGCAGCCACCGCUCAGGUGAGCACCUACAAGCGGUACCAGCAGCUCUUUGACCUGGAGGAGGGAUCGUUCGAUAACCUCAAGAUGGCGACCAAGGAGUUCGACACCAAGUUCGAGUCCUGGAACGGCCUCAGGCAGUGGCAGCUCGCGUCGCAGCACUGGCUGUCGGCGCCGUGCCUCGACUUGGUGCUCACCGAGAUCAACAACACGGUGGAUGAGACCAACACCGCAGCGUUCAAGAUGCUCAAGCUCCGCAGGGACGAUCAGGUCGUCAUGCGCCUGCGUGAAGAGAUUGACGCCUUCAAGCGCUUCGUCCCGCUGCUCCAGGAGGUUGCCAACCCGGCGCUGUUGCCCCGACACUGGCAGCGGAUCAUGGAGCUCAUGGAGCAGCCCUACGACGAGGACAAGCCGACGUCGCUGCAGAAUCUGGUGGACUGGGGUAUCGAGGAAAAGAUGGAGGGCCUGGAGAACAUCGGCGCCGCCGCGUCCAAGGAGUACUCGCUCCUGCAGACGCUGAACAAGAUGAUGGGCGAAUGGGCUGGCAUGGAGUUCAGAUGCAUGCCCUACAAGGAAUCCGGCACCUACAUCCUUGGCGGCUCCGAGGAGGUGCAGGCUCUUCUGGACGACCAGAUUGUCAAGGCUCAGGGCAUGUGCGCAUCGCCGUUUGUCAAACCGUUCGAGCAGGACGCGAAAAACUGGUCGCAGGUGCUCAACGUGCUGCAAGACAUGCUGGACAACUGGCUCAAGGUUCAGUCCACGUGGCUGUACCUGGAACCCAUCUUCAGCUCGGAGGACAUCGUCAAGCAGAUGCCCGAGGAGGGCGAGAAGUUUGCGCAGGUGGAUGCCGAGUGGCGCGACAUCAUGAACGCCACCAAGGAAGCGCCCGAUGUCAUCGCAAUCGGCAACGAUAAGGAACGGCUCAACCGUCUCGUGGACUGCAACGAGCUUCUGGAUGAGAUCCAGAAGGGUCUGGCUGCGUACCUGGAGAAGAAGCGCCUGUUCUUCCCUCGCUUCUUCUUCCUGUCCAAUGACGAGAUGCUCGAAAUUUUAUCCGAGACGAAGGAUCCCACCAAGGUUCAGCCGCAUCUCAAGAAGUGCUUCGAGGGCAUCGCCAAGCUCAAGUUCUCGGACGGCGAGGACGGCCACGAGGAGCACGACAUCCUCGCGAUGAUCUCCGAGGAGAAGGAGGAGGUUCCCCUCAAGGAUAUCAUCUCGGUUCAGCAGGCCAACGGCGCGGUCGAGAAGUGGUUGCUGCAGGUGGAGGCUGCGAUGUUCGACAACAUCGCGCACAUCACCGGCGAGGGUAUCAAGUCCUACGGAGCCAAGCCGAGGGACCAGUGGGUGCUCGACUGGCCGGGUAUGGUCGUCCUCGUCGUCACGGCGGUGUUCUGGACGAAGCAGGUCACCGAGGCCAUCUCCGACGGUACUCGCGCGGUGGGCAAAUACGAGGAGAGGUGCACCAGCGAUCUCAUGAAAAUCGUCGAUCGCGUGCGCGGCGAGCUCACGUCGCUGCAGCGUAAGACGCUCGGCGCGCUCGUGGUCAUGGACGUCCACGCGCGCGACGUGGUUGCGAACCUGGCUAAGAACAAGGUGAGUUCCCCCACCGAUUUCGACUGGCAGGCGCAGCUGAGGUCGUACUGGGAGGAGGACGCAUCCGGCGCCAGGGACUUCACGGCGAUCAUGCGAAUCAUGUCCGCGGAGGUUGAGUACGGGUACGAGUACCUCGGUAACUCGUCGCGUCUGGUGAUUACCCCGCUGACGGACAGGUGUUACCGCACUCUGAUGGGUGCGAUUCACCUGACGAUGGGUGGAGCGCCCGAGGGACCCGCGGGUACGGGCAAGACGGAGACCACGAAGGACCUCGCCAAGGCUCUCGCCAGGCAAUGCGUCGUGUUCAAUUGCUCCGACUCGAUGGACUACAUCCAGAUGGGCAAGUUUUUCAAGGGUCUCGCGUCGUCUGGUGCUUGGGCGUGCUUCGACGAGUUCAACCGCAUCGACCUCGAGGUGCUCUCGGUGGUGGCGCAGCAGGUGCUCGACAUCCAGCGCGCGAUCGCCGCGAGGGUGACCAGCUUCAUCUUCGAGGGUACCGAGAUUGGCCUCAAGUAUAGCGCCUGGUGUUCCAUCACCAUGAACCCCGGUUACGCGGGUCGCUCCGAGCUCCCCGAUAACCUCAAGGCGCUCUUCCGAACCGUCGCGAUGAUGGUCCCCGACUACGCCAUGAUCGGCGAGAUCAUCCUCUACUCGUUCGGUUACCUCGAGGCUCGCGACUGCGCCACGAAGAUCGUGCAGUGCUACAAGCUCUGCUCUGAGCAGCUCUCCUCCCAGGACCACUACGAUUACGGCAUGCGCGCGGUGAUGGCGGUGCUUCGCGCGGCUGGUAACCUCAAGCGAAGGUUUCCGGAUGAGGACGAACACGUCCUGAUGCUCCGAUCCAUCAUCGACGUGAACCUGUGCAAGUUCCUUUCCCAGGACGUGCCGUUGUUCGAGGGCAUCAUCUCCGACCUGUUUCCCGGCGUGGUGCUGCCCAAGUCGGACUACACCCUGAUGGAGAAGGCGAUGCGAGAGGCGUGCGCCGAGAUGAACCUCCAGGAGGACCCCUACUUUUUCCUCAAAACCACCCAGCUCUACGAGAUGAUCGUGGUUCGACACGGCCUGAUGCUCGUGGGUGCGCCGUUCAGCGGUAAGACCAUGUCAUACAGGGUGCUGGCGAGGGCCUUGUCCAUCAUGGCGGAGCGCGGCGAGGAGGGCCAGGUGAAGUGCGAGUACCACUGCGUCAACCCCAAGUCAAUCACCAUGGGCCAGCUUUACGGUCAAAACGACCCUCAGACGCACGAGUGGCAGGACGGCGUGCUGGCCAAGGUUUACAAGGGGUGCGCGUCGGACCCGAGCCCCAACCGUAAGUGGGUGAUGCUCGACGGCCCCGUGGACGCCAUCUGGAUCGAGAACAUGAACACCGUGCUGGACGACAACAAGAAGCUGUGCCUCAACUCGGGCGAGAUUGUCGCGAUGUCGUCGGUGAUGAACAUGAUCUUUGAGGUUAACGAUCUGGCGGUGGCAUCACCCGCGACGGUGUCGAGGUGCGGUAUGGUGUACCUGGAGCCCCAUCAGCUCGGCUGGCGGCCGUUGUGCCUCUCGUGGCUCAACACCUUCCCAGAGACCAUCAAGCAGUCGUUCAAAGACCGGGUGCUGGCUUUAUUUGACUGGCUCGUGCCGGUGUCGAUCCGGUUCAUGAAGCGCGAGAUCAAGGAGGUUGCCGAGACGACAUACGAGGGCACCAACGUCGCCGUGAACCUCAUGCGCACGUUCAAGUCACUUCUUGUCGAGCAGCUCGCCGACCCCAAGGGCCUCAUCGCGAGCAUCAAGCGCGAGAGCGACAUGGAGAAGCACAUCGACUCGUGCUUUGUCUUUUGCCUCGCGUGGUCCAUCGGAGGUACGGCAAACUCCAACGAGGGCAGGCUCGCCUUCGACGAGUUCGUCCGCGUCGCGUACAAGGGUGAGCUCGACUUACCUCACGGCGAUAACACCGUGUACCAGGGCCCCAGCGGCGAGAAGUACAACCUUCCGGAGGACAUUCCCGAGGGGCACAUGACCACCUCGACGCCGCUGCCGCCGGACGAGGUCAAGACUAAGGAUCCCGAGGGUAACCUCAUCCCGACCAGGACCACGAUUUACGACUUCAGAUGGGACGUGACCAAGAGCGAGUGGGUGCCGUGGGAGAACGAUAUCGACAAGUCCCCCAUCCCACCCGAGAUGGCUUUCAAGCAGAUCAUCGUUCCGACCGUGGACACGGUCAGGUACCUCUUCCUCGCAGAUCUGUCCAUCCAGUACAACAACCCGAUCCUCUUCUGCGGACCCACCGGCACUGGCAAGUCCGUUUACAUGCAGGGUCACCUCAUGGGCAUGGAUAAGGAGAAGUGGGCGCCGCCAAACUUUGUCGGGUUCUCCGCGAAGACCUCCUCCAACAUCACCCAGUACCUCAUCGAUGCCAAGUUGGACAAGCGACGCAAGGGGUACUACGGGCCGCCCAUCGGAAAACGCAUGGCGAUCAUGGUGGACGACCUGAACAUGCCACAGAAGGAGGUUUACGGCGCUCAGCCCCCUAUCGAGCUCUUGAGGCAGUACAUGGACCACGGGGGCUGGUAUGACCGGGAGAAUAACUUCAGGAACAUGCAGGACUGCCUGUUUGUGGCGGCAAUGGGUCCCCCCGGCGGCGGGCGAUCGCCCAUCACGCAGCGGUAUCAGAGGCACUACAACUUGCUCUCCAUCGUGGAGUUUGACAGCAAGGCGCUCGAGCACAUCUUCGGCACGAUCCUCGCGUGGUUCUACAAGACCAAGGAGUUCCCUAAGGAUAUCCAAAAGCUUCAAAAGUCGGUCAUCGCGGCUACCCUGGACGUGUAUAAUACCUCCAUCAGCAAGCUGCUCCCCACCCCCGCCAAGUCGCACUACACCUUUAACCUUCGCGACGUCAGCCGCGUGGUGGAGGGUCUCACCCUGCAAAAGGCGGAGGGCAUCAAGACGGGUUUGGGCGGCGUCGGCGAGCACUACCGCCUGUGGGUGCACGAGACUUUGCGGGUGUUCUACGACCGCCUGGUGGACGACGAGGACCGAUCGUGGUUUUUGGAGUACAUCAAGGAGCUCACGGAGACGCACUUUGGCCAAAACUUCAACGAGCUCUUCGCUCAUCUGGACGAGGACGGCGACGGAACGGUGGACGCCGAGGAGCUCAGGCACUGCAUGUUCGGCGAUUUCAUGGGCGACGGCGAACCCGACAGCCAGGGGGGCGACCGUCUGUACGAUGAGAUCACCGACAUGAAGGAGGUGGUGACCCGACUCGAGGAGUACCUCGUGGACUACAACGGCAUGAGCAAGUCGCCGAUGAAUCUGGCCAUGUUCCUCUACGCCGCCGAGCACGUGGCGCGAAUUGCGCGCGUGCUCAAGCAACCCGGCGCGCACCUGCUCGCGGUGGGCGUCGGCGGCUCCGGGCGGCAGUCGCUGUCCAGGCUCGCCGCGUUCAUCAUGGGCAUGGAGUCGUUCCAGAUUGCCAUCUCAAAGUCGUACACCACGGUGGAGUGGAAGGAGGAUUUGAAAAAGUUCUGCAGGGCGGCUGGCGCCGAGGGCAGACCGUGCGUAUUCCUCUUCUCCGACUCCCAGAUCAAGGACGAAUCCUACGUCGAGGACAUAAACAACAUCCUCAACAGCGGCGAGGUGCCCAACCUCUUCCCCUACGACGAGCGAGCCGCGGUGAUGGAGCAGUGCAGGGUGCGCGCCAAGAAGGCUGGACAGAUUUUGGAAUCCGCCGAGGAGCUCUGGCACUACUUCAUCGCCAGCUGCAAGGCGAACCUGCACAUCAUCCUGUGCUUCUCGCCCAUCGGCGAGGCGUUCAGGGAGCGGCUCCGGCAGUUCCCCUCGCUCGUCAACUGCUGCACCAUCGACUGGUUCCGCGAGUGGCCCAACGACGCGUUGGAAGCGGUGGCUUCGAAGAUAUUAGCCGACGUGGACGUCCCCGCCGAGGAGCGCCAAAAGCUGCUCGUCAUGUGCAAGAGUUUCCACAAGGGGGUGGGCGAGCUCUCCGAGGAGUACCUCGCCAAGGAGGGGCGGCACAACUACGUCACGCCCACGUCCUACCUCGAGCUGCUCAACAUGUUCACCUCGUUGUUGGCCAAGCAGAGAGAGGCCGUCUCCGGCGCCAAGCGGAGGUACGAGGUUGGUCUGGAGAAGCUCGCCUUCACCGCGGAUGCCGUGAGGGACAUGCAGGACGAGCUCACGGCGCUCAAACCCAACCUGAUCAAGACGGUCGCCGAGACGGAGGAACUCAUGGAGAAGGUGCAGCGCGAAAAGGUGGAGGUUGUCGAGCCGAAGAAGGCUGCCGUCGAUGAGGAGGUUGCCGAGGCGGCCAAGAAGGGCGAGGCGGCGGGGGCGGUGAAAAAGGAGUGCGAGGAUCUGCUCGCCGAGGCCAUCCCCGCGCUCGAAGCCGCCGUCGCCGCGCUGGACACCAUCACGGACAAGGACAUCAAGUACGUCAACUCGUUCAAGAGCCCGCCGGCGAUGAUCAAGUUGGUGCUGGAGUCUGUGUGCGUUGCGCUGGCUGUCAAGCCCGCCAAGGUGCCCGAUCCGGCGGGUACAGGAAAGAUGAUCGAGGACUACUGGCCCCCGUCCAAGAAACUCCUCAUGGACCCGACGUUCAUCGAUCAGCUCCGCGGCUACGACAAGGAUAACAUUGACCCCGUGAUCAUGGAGAAGCUCCGCACCAAGUACAUCGCGGAUGAAACCUACACCAUCGAAAAGGCUGAAAACGCGGCGGCUGCCGCGGCGGGUCUGUGCAAGUGGGUCUUCGCCAUGGACUCGUACGACCGAGUCGCCAAAAUCGUCGCACCGAAGCAGCUCGCGCUCGCCGAGGCCGAGGCUGAGUACCAGAAGAUCAUGGACGCGCUCAAGGAGAAGCAGGAUAACCUCGCGGAUAUCAUGGGCAAGCUCGCCGCGAUGGAGCAGCAGCUCGAGGAUUCCGUCAACGAGAAGAAGCGCCUCGAGGAUGAGGUUGACUUGUGCACGGUAAAACUCGAGCGCGCCGAGUCUUUGAUCGGCGGCUUGGGCGGCGAGGGCGAGCGCUGGAAGGAGAGCGCCGCCAAGCUCGGCAUCGCCUACGAGAACCUCACCGGUGACAUGCUCAUCGCCGCGGGCAUGAUCUCGUACCUCGGAACCUUCACCAUGGCGUUCAGGGACGGCAUCGCCGACUCGUGGGUCAGCAUGUGCAAGGAGAGCGGGAUCCCGUCCUCGCCCAAGUUUUCGCUUCAGGACGUCCUGGGCGACCCGGUGGCCAUUCGCAAGUGGGGCAUCGCGGGCUUACCCAACGAUUCGUUCUCCAUCGACAACGGAAUCAUGAUUGCCAACGCGAGGCGAUGGCCACUGAUGAUUGACCCGCAGGGACAGGCGAACAAGUGGAUCAAGAACAUGGAACGCGAGAACAACGUGCAGGUGAUCAAGCUGACCGACGGCGAUUACCUCCGCACUCUGGAGAACGCCAUCCAGUUCGGCCUACCCGUGCUACUGGAGAACGUCAAAGAGGAGCUCGACCCGUCCCUGGAGCCGCUGCUGCUGAAGCAGCUAUUCAAGUCGGGCGGCGUGAUGUGCAUCAAGCUGGGCGAGAGCAUCAUCGAGUUCUCCGACAACUUCCGCUUCUACAUCACAACCUCACUGCGCAACCCGCACUACCUGCCGGAGACCGCCGUGAAGGUGACGCUUCUCAACUUCAUGAUCACGCUCGACGGCCUGAGCGAUCAGCUCCUGGGCGUGGUCGUGGCGGAGGAGAGACCCGACCUGGAGGCGCAGCGCCAAAAGCUCGUCGUGGAAUCCGCGGAUAACAAGAAGCGCCUCAAGGACAUCGAGGACCGCAUCCUGCACACGCUUUCGUCGUCCGAGGGUAACAUCCUCGACGACACCGCGGGCAUCGAGACCCUCAAGGAGGCGAAGAUCGUAUCCGACGAGAUCACCGAGAAGCAGAUCGUCGCCGAGGCUACGCAGGUUGAGAUUGACGCCGCGCGAGAGGGGUACAAGCCGUGCGGAGCGUACAACUCGGUGCUGUUCUUCACCAUCCGCGACUUGGCGAACAUCGACCCCAUGUACCAGUACUCGCUGUCCUGGUUCAUCGGCCUGUUUGUGCGUUCGAUCCACGCCUCGGCGGAGGAAUCCGAGGACGAGGACUCGGGCGAACCCGAACCCGGGGAGGUUGACCUCGACGAGCGGUUGAAGAUCAUCGCGGAACACUUCACGUACUCGCUGUACCAGAACGUGUGCCGAUCGCUGUUCGAGAAGGACAAGCUGCUCUUCUCGUUCCUGCUCUGCACGAGGAUCAUGACCAGCGAAGGUCGGCUGCCGGUUGAGGAGUUUAAUUUUUUCCUCACCGGCGGCGUGGGCGUCACCGCCAAGUCCGUGCCCCAGCCCAAGGGCGAGGAGUGGAUCAGCGCGAAGAUGUGGGGCGAGGUGACUCGCCUCGCGUCGACGUGCUCGGUGUUUGAGAACCUCCCGGACCACAUCGCGCAGGACACCGCGGCGUGGAUGGCGAUUUACGACGCGGUGCAGCCGCAGGAGAUGACGUUCCCGGGCGAGUACGGGACGCAACCCACGGCUUUCCAGAAGCUCUUGGUGAUGCGGUGUUUGCGCCCCGACAAGGUGACGCCGGCGGUGAACGAUUUCGUGGAUCAGACGAUGGGCCGACGGUUCAUCGAGCCGCCGCCGUUUGACCUGCAGGGUUCGUACAACGAGUCCAAUGCGAUGACGCCGCUGCUGUUCAUCUUAUCCGCGGGCUCGGACCCCACCGCCGCGCUGCUAAAGUUCGCGGACGAGGCGGGCAAGGGAUCGGACAUCGGCGUCAUCUCCAUGGGGCAGGGUCAGGGUCCCAAGGCGGCUGUGCUCAUCGAGGAGGGGCGCGAGACGGGCAAGUGGGUGCUGCUCCAGAAUUGCCACCUGGCGCCCUCCUGGAUGCCCUCGCUGGAGAAAAUCUGCGAGGGAAUCAACGCGGAGAACACCGACGAGCAGUUCAGGCUCUGGCUCACGUCCAUGCCGUCCCCGGCUUUCCCGGUUUCGAUCCUUCAAAACGGAGUCAAGAUGACCAACGAGCCCCCUCGCGGUUUGCGCGCUAACAUGCGCCGCUCCUUCCAGCUCGAACCCAUCGCCGACGAGGAGUUCUUCGAGGGGUGCAACAAGCCGGAGGUGUUCAAGAAGCUCUGCUUCGGCCUCGCGUUCUGCCACGGGUUCGUCCAGGAGCGUCGCGCCUUCGGGCCCAUCGGAUGGAACAUCCCCUACGGCUUUGACGACGGAGACCUCAAAAUCUCCGUCCGACAGCUCCAGAUGUACGUCAACGAGAACGAACAGACGCCGUUCGAGGCGCUCAAGUACGCCACCGGCGAGUGCAACUACGGCGGGAGGGUCACCGACGACAAGGAUAGGCGCCUGCUCAACACCCUGUUGCGCAAGGUGUACGCUCCGGCUGCGCUGAAGAAGGGUUUCAGACUGUCCGAGAGUGGCACCUACGUCAUCCCAGAGGAGGGCUCGCAUGAGUCUUACCUGGAUUACAUUGCGACGCUUCCUAUUCUUCCGUUACCGGAGGCGUUCGGACUGCACGAGAACGCCGACAUCACGAAGGACCUCGGGCAGACGGCGCUUCUCACCGAGACGCUGAUCAAGACUGGGGGCGGAUCGGGUGGCGGUGGCGGCGCGCAGGAUGAGCUCGUGGCCAAAAUCACGAAGGAUAUCAUCGACCGGCUGCCGCCCAACUUUGACAUCGAGGCCGUCCAGCGAAAGUUCCCGGUGCGGUACGAGGAGAGCAUGAACACGGUGCUCGCGCAGGAGAUGCUGCGCUACAACCGGCUCCUCUCCAUCAUCCGCAACAGCCUGCUUCAGCUGCAGAAGGCCAUCGCCGGCUUGUCCGUGAUGUCCGCGGAGCUGGAGAAGGUUUUCAACUCGUUCGCGAUUGGCCAGGUGCCGGCGAUGUGGAUGGGCAAAUCCUUCCCCUCGCUCAAACCCCUCGGAUCGUACAUCGAGGACCUGCUCGCCAGGCUCGACCUGUUCGACGGCUGGUACAGGAACGGACAGCCCUCCAUCUUUUGGAUCUCGGGCUUCUUCUUCACCCCGUCGUUCACCACCGCGGCGCUGCAAAACUUUGCGCGUGGAAACAACUACGCCAUCGACACGGUGGGCUUCGAGAUGGAGAUGAUGGAGAUGGACCCUGGACUGUACACCGAACCGCCCGACAGCGGCAUCUACAUCCACGGUCUGUUCAUGGAGGGAUGCGCGUGGGAUAAGGACAAGAAGAUGCUGUGUGAGAGCAGGCCCAAGGUUCUCUUCGAGCCCGGGCCUUGCAUCCACCUCAAGCCGGUGCUGCUCAGCGACAUCAAGGACUACCCCCACUACUCUUGCCCGGUGUACCGGACCGCGGAGCGCAGGGGCGUGCUGGCGACGACGGGCCACUCCACAAACUUCUUGAUGAUGAUGAAGAUGCCGACGGAUGUGGACCCGGAUCACUGGGCGAUGCGAGGCGUCGCCAUGCUGUGCAGCCUCAAGGACUGAGGUGGAGGCAAUGCACAAUUCUUUGGUUAGCCAAACACUUAGAGGUUCGCAACCUGUGUUACUUUAAACGUGUGAAUACUAUCGUAGCUAUGAAAUC
This is a messenger RNA of Micromonas commoda, 12568 nucleotides long. RefSeq names its product dynein heavy chain (gene DHC1.2). Gene Ontology annotation, biological process: microtubule-based movement. Gene Ontology annotation, molecular function: ATP binding; dynein light intermediate chain binding; dynein intermediate chain binding. NCBI's taxonomy places the organism in Eukaryota, Viridiplantae, Chlorophyta, Mamiellophyceae, Mamiellales, Mamiellaceae. The record is from RefSeq and is a predicted model, not a curated record. Gene Ontology annotation, cellular component: dynein complex. Bases 1 to 12471 code for a protein of 4156 amino acids. The transcript is spliced from 2 exons.